Molecule: messenger RNA, 1767 nt
Organism: Dalotia coriaria
Lineage: Eukaryota; Metazoa; Arthropoda; Insecta; Coleoptera; Staphylinidae
Product: kalirin-like
Exons: 5
Coding region: 232-1734 (500 amino acids)
Cellular component (GO): cytoplasm
Molecular function (GO): guanyl-nucleotide exchange factor activity
Source: RefSeq, a predicted model, not a curated record
CAAUUUAAAUAAUGGAAAAACAUACCGAUGACGUUGUUUACAUGCGUCUGUGGCUAUAAUAAAUUACUUAACAUUGCUCUAUUUCUGUUCUCUAAUCUUUACCUCCAAUUGUUUACUUAUCUCUCUGGUUUUGCCAACAUUUAAGAUAAGAUAAAAUCUAUUGAUGCCAAUAUUUAAUUUGUGAUCUAUACUGUACAAUUUAUUACAGUGCAAAAAGUUUUUUUAAGCAAAAUGGAUGUCGAAGAAAUUCGGCAAUUGGCUCGGGAUGCCGAGAAUGCAUUUCUGAAAGCAAUGCAUCUGAAUAAAUCAAAAGAAGACGACGAAGAUUCAAUUUCAUCUGUGCUUGACGAAUUGGAGAAACUGGAAUACUUGGAGACUCACUUUGACUGCUUUGAAGAUAAUUCAGAAGAGUCUGAAACACCGGAAGUAAAUAAUAAUAAUGUCCCUAGUAAAGAAGAAGAAAAUCAAAGGAUACAAAUAGAAGAAUACACGAAUGAGACAUCGUCACGUGGAUCGAUUUUAGAAUAUACAGUUGAAGAACCUGACACAACUGAUGAAUCCGAACAAAGUAGUCCAUCAUUAAGAGGAUCCAUAUUAGAAUAUAUUGUUGAUUCAUCGGAUACUACUGAUGAGUCUGAGCAUAGUGGGAGAUCUUUACGAGGUUCUAUGUUAGAAUAUAUCGUUGAAGAACAAGAACAUAAUGAACGAAGUGAUAUGGAGACUAGUAAGGUACCAAGACUAUCUAUUCAAGAGAUAGUUGCCGAAGCAAAUUCACAAGGGAAAAGUUCUACGGAAAAUAAUCAAUUAAAUUUUAUUGUGGAGGAACUCAUCUCAACAGAAAUCGAGUACCUCAGAAGUUUAUACUUUUUACAACGGAAUUUCCUAAAACCGAUUAGAUGCUUUUUAAAAAUGCAAGGAGAUGAUUACAAGACUGCCGAGAAAAUGUAUAAUUAUGCAAAAAUCCUCAAUCGACUAGGAUCACACUUUCUAGAUGACUUAGUACAAGUACCAGUGCAUCAAAUGGGGGAUGUUUUUCUAAAGCAUAAAACUUUAUUUAAUAUGUAUUCUAAAAUGAGUGGAAUUUGGAAUAUCUAUAUGAAAUCGAUCCGAGAUCCAUCACCUGCUGAAUAUGUCAAGAAAUUAGAGUUGGACCUGAAUGAAGCCAUGGGUUUCAGUAGAUACAUGUUGAAACCAAUGCAACGAUUGGCCAAAUACGAGUUACUCUUGAAUCAAAUACUCAAGCAUAUGUCCAACGAGGAUGAAAUAUCCGGAAUUGAAGAAGCUGUCCAGUUUAUGAAAGAUGUCCUGCUUAGAUGCAAUACAAUUGUGGCUUUGGAAAGUAUUGAAUAUCAAAAAUAUACUGUAGAAGAAACAGGAAAUUAUAUUAUGAAAUUUGAUCUUAACUGGCGUGUAAAACGAAGGAAGAAAAAGCUGGUUUUACCAACCGAAUUAUUCCUCUUUGAGAAGGUUGUAAUUAUUGCUGUUUCAGUCGAAGGAUGUUUACAAUAUAGAGAUUCCAUGUCAUUAUCGACGUUAACUCGUGUGGAUAUGCCCGACACAUUGAAAUUCACAUUAGAGGAGCUAGGAAGCACUGCAAAACAACCUCACAUAAUAAAAUUUGAAGCCGCAAAUGCUCAAAUCAAACAAAAAUGUAUUGAUUCCAUUGAUGAACUGCUUUGGGCCCAGCUUUUAUCUUUGAAACAACAACAACUUGCCUUGUUGCAAGAGAACUAACAUAACAAUAAAAUUAGGACAAUAGACAAACAA